This is a messenger RNA of Phalaenopsis equestris, 364 nucleotides long. RefSeq names its product putative germin-like protein subfamily 1 member 9. The record is from RefSeq and is a predicted model, not a curated record. The annotation marks the transcript as partial. The transcript is spliced from 3 exons. Gene Ontology annotation, cellular component: cell wall. Lineage: Eukaryota; Viridiplantae; Streptophyta; Magnoliopsida; Asparagales; Orchidaceae.
UUUGCGGUAUUUGUGAACAGAAUUUUUUGCAAGAACCUGAGCUUGGUCACUGCAGAAGAUUUCUACUAUGCGGGGUUGGCCCAAGCUGUGAACACUUUCGGCAUCUCCAUAGAUCGUGCGAGCGGGAUACUUACUGUACUGAAGCGCAAGCUCAUUGUUGGUUGUCACCUCCAACCCCGACUAACAAAAGUGCUUCAUGAGGGAAAAAACUAUGUCUUCCCUUAAGGCCUCAUCCACUUUCAGAUCAAUAACAGGAACUAUGUCUUCCCUUAAGGCCUCAUCCACUUUCAGAUCAAUAACAGGAAGAAGAAUGCGGUGGCUCUCGCAGCAUUAAGCGGACAGAAUCCUAGUGUGGUGAAAGUGG